AUGGGAGGAUUUGGUACCAAUGGGACGGAACGGUCGGCCGAGGCUGAAAUUCAAGAAAUGUCAACAGAGGAUCGCGAUAUGGUAGAGAAUAUGAUCGCAGACUAUGGCGUUCCGAAGAUGCUCCUACACACAGCACCCCCUGGGGAGGGCUUGGAGUUCAGUCAUGCAGGUAUGAAACAGAAAUUUGAACUUGAACAAGGGUUUGCGCAUGCUCCGCAGGAGGAAAAAUCUAAGAACCAGAUGAAAGAAAGACCCUUGAAGUGUGAUGGAUGUGCGAAAGCACAAGAAGAAAAGCGAAGUGAGCGCGAAGCGCAAGAGAGCACACUAAGAAUACCGGAUAAGGAAACGGAUAAGGAAGCAGAUGUGCAAAGCGAGUGCAAAUGCAGAGCGAGUGUUUAUAACGAGCGCGGAUAA
This is a messenger RNA of Suillus subalutaceus, 414 nucleotides long. RefSeq lists its product as uncharacterized. The transcript has 6 exons. The record is from RefSeq and is a predicted model, not a curated record. Bases 1 to 414 code for a protein of 137 amino acids. NCBI's taxonomy places the organism in Eukaryota, Fungi, Basidiomycota, Agaricomycetes, Boletales, Suillaceae.